AUGGACGAACUACCGGUCAGAUAUUGGCUUUUAAUUGGCCGAAGUUUACUUUAAAUUGUUUUUAGGUGUUAAACAGUCUGUGCAAAAACCUCUAUGAGAGCGUCGAUCCGCAAGUCCGUCAUCAAGCAGAGCUUAACCUGGCGGAGCUCUCGGAAUCUCCAGAAUGCCUGCAAAGAUGCAUGCUUCUGUUGGCCAGAGGAGAUGUGAGUAAGAUAACAAAGCUCAAAAUUAGCCUGCGCUUUUCAGUAUCCGUACGGACCAAUGGUGGCCAGCACGACGCUCAUGAAGCUCCUAGGCGGCAAGACUAGCAUCACCUCAUCACAAAAGCUGGAGUUGGCAAAGUAUGUCUUGGAGAUGCUCGGCCAGGGAGCACCGCGGUUCCCGCCGUAUCUCGUCACUUCUCUUUGCCAACUUUUCGCGCGACUCACUAAACAAGAAUGGACAUACACAACGACACCGGAGAACAGCCCAGAAGACACGAAAGCAGAAUAUCCGUUCCGCGAGCCUGUCGGCAGUCUCAUCAAAACUAUCAACAUUGAGAAUCUGGAGGAGAGCAUGCUGGCUGUGCAGUUGCUCACAUUGCUUGUCGCAGAUAUGAACUCGGCCGCCGGAAUGGAGUCGGUUAACAAGCACCGCAAGAAUCUUUCGCAGUUCAGAGACGACUUCCUCUACGAAAUUUUCUCGGUGUCUCUCAAUUUCCUGAACGAAAAUGUCGAGAAGAAUUUGGAUGAUCGAAAAAUCCAACUUUUGCACGCGGUUCUCAACUUGAAUCUGCAGUGUCUUCUCUUUGAUUACAUAGGAAGUCUGACUGACGAGACGAGCGAAGACAACUGCAAUGUGCAGAUUCCGACUGCCUGGAGAGCCAGCUUCACGGACGGAAAGAUCGUGCAGCUCAUGUUCAAACUGCUCAGCAAGUUACCCCAGGAGUCUAGCGAGAAAGUGAUGACUAUAAUAGCGCAGUUGGCCAGCAUCAGACGAACUCUGUUUAAUGGAACAGAGCGACAGGCGUAUGUGCAGAAACUCGUCGAAGGAGUUGUCAGCGUCAUCAUGAAUCCGGACAAGCUCAGCGAUCAGGCCGCUUUCCACGAGUUCUGCCGUCUCAUUGCUCGCCUCAAGACCAACUACCAGUUAUGCGAACUAAUUGCCGUACCUUGCUACGGUCACAUGCUCCGUCUACUCGCCGAGUUUACAGUUCAAAGUCUCCGAAUGAUGGAGUUCUCCGCCAAUAGCACGUACUUCCUGAUGACGUUCUGGCAGCGAAUGGUGACUUCCGUUCCGUACGUUCGCAACAACGACGAGCACCUUCUGAACGUGUACUGCCCGGAAAUCAUGACGGCGUUUGUGGAGAGUCGCCUGCAACACGUGGAGAACGUCGUGAGAGAAGGCGCCGAGAACCCGUUGGACGAUCAGGGAUCCACGCUACAGGUCAUGGAGCAUCUGGCAAUUAUCUGCAGAUGCGAGUAUGAGAAGACGUGCAAACUGCUCACGCAGCACUUCGAUCAGAACGCCAACAUUUGGAUGAACGGAGCCGGGAAUGUAAGUCAUACGUCGAGGGAAAAUUAUAAAGAAACUGUGUGCUUUCAGGAUGUGAACACUGUCAUUGCCGAAGGUCGUUUGGUGUGGUUGGUCACUCUGAUCGGAACGGCCGUGUUCGGAAAGACGACGGCUACCAGCAGUGACUCGCACGACAAAAUGGACGGCGAACUGAUUGCCCGCUGCGUGACUGUAAUGCGGUUCAACGACAGUCGCCUGCAGAUGUCGAACACUCAGAUUCCGUUGAAGGGAAAUCUGCGGCUGGAAGUCUCUUUCAUCCACAUGCUCGAACAGUUCCGUCGAGCUUACAUAAUGGAUCAGAUCACCCGAGCGAGCCCCGUUUACGACACCCUCGAGGCAGAGUUAAGGAUUUCGGAAGAGUCCGACAUGCUCGGAGUCAUUGUCCAGAAAAUCUUAACGAAUCUCAAGUUCUGGCCGUCGAACUCGGAGCUUCUGGAUCUUUCUCUCUCCCUCCUCAAAGACCUGUCCCUGGGAUACACUGCAGUCCGCAAGCUGUUCCGUCUUCCAGAAGUACAACUUUUGCUCAAUAAUCACACAGCCGAGCACUUUAUUUUCCUCGGGCCUACGAUCGAUUACCAGACGAUGAAGCAGAGAACGACGUUCUACGAAGCACUGACGCGUCUUCUGACCACCGAUUACACCGAAGACGACGAAAUGCUUCAGAGCUUCCUCCGACCUCUCGGCGGUAAGAAUAUGCGUGCAAAAAAUGUAAUUAACUUUUUUGUUGAAUUUUAGACACCGUUGAAGGAAUCUGCAACGUCAUUCAGAACAAUUGUCAGGGAAUUGAGGAAGAGCAUCUCAAGGUUUGUUAGAAAUUCAAAAAUGAAUGAAACUGAACAAUUUGUCAUUUCCAGAAAAUCAUCACCGGAUUGUGCCGAGAUUUGCGAGGAGUUGCCAUCGCUUGCACUGUCAAGAACAUCUUCCAGGUGCUUUUCGAAUGGAUGUAAGUGUUUCAAAUCUAUUUCCGUUCAAAUCCAUCGUUAUUAGGUACCCGGAGGUGUUCAACAUCUUGCAAUUCUCCGUCGAGAAGUGGCCGGAAUGCGCCGAAGUCGUCUGUCCGAUCCUUCGACUUCUCUCCGAAAUGGUUCAGAACCGGCAGCAACGUCUCAAAUUCGAGAUGAGCUCGUGCUCGGCUGUGCUGCUCUUCAAGGAGACUUCGAAGAUCGUGACCAUCUACGGAGAACGUCUUCUGCAGCUUCCCGAGGUGUCCAAGGACAGAGUGUACAAGGAGAGAUACAAGAACAUCGGAGUCAUCUUCCUCAUACUCAAAAACGCGCUGAUAGGUGCCUACGUGCCGUUCGGCGUCUUCCGUCUCUACGGAGAUUCCUGUCUUCAAGACGCGCUCACCACAUUCAUCAAACUGUUUAUGAGCAUUCCGGAGGCCGACUUCCACGUAAGAAUCCCAACCACGUAGUUUUCUUUCAUUUUCUUUUUCCAGAGCUACACUAAGAUCGCCCAAAAUUACUACAAUCUUCUCGAACACGUCGUUCAGGACAACAUGUCAUUUGUCACCAACCUCUCCGUCGACGUCUUCUGCAGUCUUCUCCGAUCCAUUCAUUCGGGUCUCAGCUCCGUCGACGCCAUUGUCAUCACGUCGGCUUGCUCCUCACUUGAUACCAUUCUCAACUACCUGUACCGACGAUUAACGAGAUCGACGCCGCCAACGAACAAAGUGGGAAUGGAUCCAGAAGGAGAUAACAUUCUGGUGGCUGUCAAACAACAUCCAGACAUUCUGGCAAAGGUAAGAACUCACUCGUUUCUAAGCUUCCCGCUAAAAGUGCUCUGUUCAGAUGCUGCAAGCCGUCAUAACGUUGAUGAUGUUCGGAGAAGUCAAGUGUCAGUGGAGUCUGUCGCGCCCGUUGCUCGGUCUCAUUCUCAUACAAGAGGACGUCUACACUGACAUGAAGCGAGAGCUGACUUCUCAGCAGACGUACGACCGUCAGGCGGACUUUGACAUGCUCUUCACGCAAUUAAUGGCGAACGUGGAAAUGAAUUUGUCGGUGAAGAACAAGGACACUUUCACGCAGAACCUGACCCGCUUCCGUCGUGACAUUGCCAAUGUGCUGAAGGGACAGUCGUUGGCGCCGAAUACUGUUAGCCAAGAAAUGCAAUAGAGACAUUUUCUAAACCUUCUAAAUAGCUACUCCAACUAUAUCAUGUUUUCCUUCCAUUCACAUCAUUCAUCAUUCUGAUUUCGCUUUACACGGUCACUCUUUUCUUCCCAUUCUCUCCCGAUUUUCAGCACAUCUUCUUGUGCCGAUCUCCCAUUUCAUCUGUAAUCCGUUCUUUGUUUUCGUAUUCCUUGCUAGUUCCUCCGCAUUCGUAUUUUUGUGCGUAUUGGUUUAUCUUGUUAGUAUUAUUUAUUCAGUUUUAUCACAUUUUUCCUCCCCCUCUUUGUCUUCCGGAUACCAAACCUUAACUGUGCUCUAUUUAAAAACGCGUAGCCGAUUCUAUUCCGCACGUUCCGCACGCUCCCCAAUUUCCCUAUAUACCAAAACUCGUGUUCUCGUAAGCAAUCCCACUUACAAGUUGAUGAAUUCUUGUAUCGAAUUCCCUCAUAACACUUGUUGCAGAUAUCGCAUUUCAACCGCAGUUAGUUCGCCGCCACGUUUCUGUGGCUCUGCUUUUGCCCGGGCUCACUCUGAUUGACAAGCCGUUCUUUUGUCUCCUCAACUAUGACAUUCCCUGCCGCCUCUCUUUUUACCCAAUCGAACUGAUGUCUCUUCUCUCGUCUCUGGAAGAGCCACAGCUCGCAACUCUCCAGAGAAUUGAACGGCAGCCGAAAAAUUCUAAUUUGAGAGUGGGGGGAGGAGGCGCGGCUGAAAGAGAAGACAAAAAACACAUGGCUCAUCGGAUUCAUUGCAGCGCCGAAAUGAUAGGUUGCUCGGCUCGCGGGCGACCAGAACCGACUGGAAUUCCGCCGCGUUUCGUCUCAACUCAAAAGUGCGCGUAAAUUUCGGAAAAAAUGUCCUCCCCCUCGUCCCGCUCGCCUCGCUUUUCACACUCCAUAAAUUGUGCACAAGUAUAUAUAGAGGCAGAGCGUUGACUUUUCCCCAACUUAAGUCGAAGAAGUAGGAGGAGGAGCAGAACCCUUUGUGGAAAUGAAUCCAAUUGAGUUUCUUGUUUCACUCGACUCCGAAUCAUCCGAAUCCCUCUCAAGGUUCAAACAUUUCGACGCCCCGGCUGCUGUAGUUUUCUUUCCAUUUUCUCGAGUUUUCUGUUUUCGUACUAUCCCCCUCUACGGCUUUUUGAGCAAAUUCAGUUCCAAAAAGGAAUAACAGCCAAGUAUUUGAUCUCUAGAAUGUCUAAUUCUGCGAGUCGAAAUCGUAGCUUCAAUUUACUUCAAUUUAGUAGAGCGCGACUGUUAGAAAACUCUGCGGCUACAGUAAUUGAUCCGCUGCGGUUUUUUCGUCCGUAAUUCCAGCACUUCUAAUUUAUGUGUUUUCGACGGUGUCCCCCUUCGUUUUCGUGAUUUUCGAGUCUUCGAUAACGGUGAGCCCUCUCUGCCCGAAUUGCGUUAAAGAGGCACACGUCGGCGAUUCGCCCCCGGGCGCUUUUGUCUUUUCGUCGCUUCUCCCGCGCUCCCCCGUGAGCCUAAUCAGCUUUUUGAGUCGCCCCUUUUCCUGUAUUCGUCAUCGUUUUCUCUCUCUCUCUUCUUCAUGGGUACAGAUGGUGGUCCCGCCACGAAUGGAACGGAUCUUUGAGAUGCUCGCUCUCGCUCUCUCUCUUUCUCGCUUUUCCACCCACUUCCCCGUUCCAACGAUUGACAAUCAGAUGUCGGAAUGAGUUGAGCUCAGCGAGUUCCGGAGAGCAUUUACCUGAAAAGUAGGCUGUUUUCGUUGGUCUCAUUCUUCUUUGCGCGAACACGUCGAUUCAAAGAAAGUCUUGGCACCUUUUCGAAAAGGGAAAAACGAAUGAAAACACCUCCGUCUAAAUUCCUCGUCAUCAUCCUCUGAAAUUCUAUUCCAUUCGGCAGCUCAAAGUUCUGUCGGGAGGUGGAAUAGGCCAGAUGGGGCCGUGGAAUGGAAUGAAAUGGAUGUGCAGGCGGCUUCCGUCCGACGAAUGAGUUUGACCAAUCGAGAGCCGCUUCCGACAUCGCGAGCAGAGAAGAGAAGUCAAUCAAGUCAAAACGGCAGCCAAAACAAGUCCUCCUCCUCCUCCUCUUUUCCUUCUUCCUCUUUCUCUUUCAACGUCUUCUUCUUCUUCUUCUUCUUCUUCUGAUGCUUCUGACUGACUGACUGUUCUCUGAAACCCCAUGAACCGCCGCCCGUGCUGUUUGGUCCGUUUGAGUUAUUUGACUGCUUGCGAGGUGUCUGAUAGGUCACUUUUGAAAAAGACGGAAAACUAAUUAGAACCUUUUCGCCACUUCGUGCCGCGCCUCUUUUCCAUUUUCACAUUUCCCCCAUGUUCUACUGCUAAUGCACUUUUAUUUUGAUACAACAUUCACAAUAAGCUAUUUUGAAAAUUUUGGUGUGCCAGUGUGCUCUACCGGAUAAACUGGAUGGAUUUGAAUUUUAUUCUAGAAAACAUAAUUUCGAUGCUAUGGGGAAGUUUGCAUGUGCACUCUUGGCGGGAAAUUUAAAUUUCGAGGCAAAACAACAACAUGUUUUUGCCGCGAAAUAAACCAUUUUAAAACUACUUUCGUUGCUCGAACUUUGGAAAUUCUCGUAACCUCUUCUUCUCAUGCCAUUUUCCGCGAGAGCAUAACUCAGAAACGUGGCUGAUCCGUCUCUAAUCUCUGAACUUUGGCACAUCACGUCUCCGUUCACCUUGUCAGCUCCGCCCGCUCCUUGAGAAGAAGAUUAUUAUCCGUGUCCAUGUCUCGUCAACCAAUUGACACUCCUCAACCAAUCACAACUCUUGACUCCGUUCGGCCACUCGAGUACAUCCCUUUUCCUCAUAUUCUUCUUCUUCUUCUUCUUCUCCGGACGCUUCGUUUCUCUCCUUAUUGAAUCUCAUCAUCGGGGACCACCGAAUAAAAACACAGCACAACAACUCGUCACGUACUUUCAGGCACAUUUUCAGAUUUCGGCGCCCGAGGCGUUUCUCGGAACGUAAUCGGACCCCCGGAUCCGUUUCUCCCCUUAAAAUAUCACUCGCAUUUCCGAGUAAUCGUCCUCCUCAUUCUUCUUCUCCGCCCCAAAACUGCUCAUAUUUAUGAUCAUUUAGCCGUGUCCAUUAUUCAAAGUGCUCUUCGCACACACAAAUUUUAUGAUCUCUUUUUGAAGAAGGCAGAAGCGGCAGUGGAAAAGCGAUAAAAUCCGAUUGGGGCGGCCAGCGCAGACUUUAUUUUUUCUAUUUUCCGUUCCGGACAAUUCUAUGAAAGUUUCACACUGAGAAUGUUUAUCCGAUUAUGUAUGAUGCUGGUUUCUCUUUUUUCGUGGGGCCAUCUGGUAAACCGUUUCAUUUUUGGGUAUUCCGUAACUGUUCCUACAAAAUUCUAAACUGUCGCCAAGAGUUCGAUGGAGCGCCCUUUUCGAUCUAGCUAUAGCUGAUCGCUAUUCCCACGAUCAUCAUUCGUACGUCUGUCUGCUCGCCCCCCUUCUGAUCAGCGGGCCUCAAUCAAUCAACAGUGUUUACCCAGAUAUCAUCGAGCGAAAGGCGGAAGACGCAUGUGUUCCCCCUCCCUCGCACACUCUCAUUAGACGCCCCGCGCCUCAAAUUCGUACCCAUUUCUUCAUAAUUAUUCGGGUGUCAUUAGAGCAUUUUUCGCUUCUCUUUUCGUGGCCGUCAUCAUUAUUGUUGUGCGCACGAAACAUUAUAAUGAAAGGACCUGCCACUGACAAGCCUGUUCUUCUCCUUCUUUUUCUCGUUUUUCGGUCAUCGUCACAGGACUCAGAUGGUCGCAUUUCGACUCAUUUCGUUUCGUUUUCGAAAAGCUCUCACUCUUUUUUCGUUUUGCCCUCCUCGUUUUUGUUUUUUCCGAGCUCUCCAAUCAGGUAAGAUCGGGGCGUCCGAUAGGGUGAGAGGCGAGAGAUCAGGGCGGAAAAAAAACGGAACAGGCCGAAAUAAUUCAUCGACACGCUCCUUCCGCCACAAGUACUCUUUUCCUUUCCUUUUCAUCUGAAUAUCAUAUUCUUUUGGGAGCAGAAAGCUUUUGAAAUCAUUUCAAUUUCAACGUGGCAACCAUUGUCGUUCGUUCCGUUUUUCUUUUUCUUCUCCUCAAAUCAACCCAAUCAGGCGAUCCGUCUCCGUCCAAAUCAAGCCACUCUCGCCUCCCUCGCCGUCCAUUCUCCGUCUUACUCAUCAUUCGCUUUUUUGCCCCCUUUUGUCCGGAUAUUCUCACGUUUAGCCUCUUUUCUCCGAUAUAUCUACGUCAUUGACCUCUUCCUCGUGCACUUUUUCUGCCCGGUGGCCGGUUUAUAACCUCUCUGUUUUCAGAAGAAGAGGAAGACGUGAAAUGGCAUCAGGAGUGCGCGGCGGAACGAGAUAAACGCGCGUUUUAGCUCACUCUCAUUCACGGUAAGCGUCCUUCCAUCGAAAACCUUUUCGAGGCUCUUUUCAGAUGGGCUGCGACAUGGGCUCGGUGAACUUCACCGGCGCCGAGUGGCUCGAGAUGGCGGUGACGAAUCUGAACACGGCGUACGCGCACAUCCAUCCCUACGUUUCGGUGGUUCUCUGUCUUGCAGGUAAGGAAGUAGACGUCUUCUGACACGGUUUGUUGUUGUUGAUGGAAAGAAGAAGCAGAAGAAGGAGAAAAGGAAGAGGAAGAGGAAGAAGGGAUGGAAAUGGAGUAAAGAGUCUGAUUGGAAAGUGGCGAGCCAGAGAGUUAGAGUGAGAGAGAAGGACGACAAACUGACAAACAAAGUUGGUGUAGUACAAAAUAUGGACAACAUUAGCAAGUUUUCCGGAAGUAUGCGAAAGAGAAGAAGCUCAUGUCCGUUCUAAAACAGAUUGUGGGAAUUCUGAACUGUUCAAGACGCUACUGUACAAUACCUUUCCAGAGAGUUACGCUUCUGAAAAAGACACAAUUUUAAGCACUAUUGUUAUGGUUUCUAUAUAAACUAAUAUAUCCGAUUGCAGGGACCGCCAUGAACAUCGUGACUGUGAUCGUGCUGACGCGUCCGUCGAUGCGUUCGGCGGUCAACUCGCUGCUCUGCGCGAUCGCACUCUGCGACAUUCUCGUCAUGACGAGCGUUCUCGUCUUCGUCACCCACUUUCUUCUCUUUGCCGGGUACAGGUUUGUCGGUUUUGCAUGCUAGUUUCUCUUUUCAUUUCCGUGCCUCCCCCACUCACACAACUCACCCUGUUCUUUCUGUGUUUCUCGGUAAUAAGGUAGGUACCAGUUGCGGCAAGACGUCUUCUUCUUCUUCUUCUUCUUCUUCUUCGAGUCAAAGGCAUUGGUAUUCUUUUACUUACACUUUCCUUCUAGAGGAAAUCUGUUCGGUAGAUACUUUCUUUCUGUGCACUUUUUUCUUUUCAUGGUGAUCGUUGAAUAUGACCGAAUGAAGAAUGCAUCCAAUAGGGAAAUGCUGAUCAGUCCACCCACACACGCUAUAUUCUCGACAAGUUAUCUGUUUCCAGAUGUGACCCCUCGGACUACAACAUCUACUGGGCCUACUUUCUGUACUAUCACUCGCAAGCGACAGUGAUAUUCCACGCGACAAGCAUCUGGCUGACAGUGAGCAAUCUUUCAAAUUACUGAAUUGACUGGCUCUUAACUAGGUUCUCCUUGCUCAAAUCCGAGUCUUCUCGAUCCGGAGGGCCACUUCUGUAGCGGGAGAGUCCGUCACGAAUCAGAUGACAAUCCUCAUCGCAGUCACCACAUUCAUCGUCGUUUGUCUUCUGAACGUGCCGAAUCUGAUGACGUUCGAGGUUGUCUAAAGUGACUAUUCGAACCCAUCCAUCUAAUAGUCAUUUUCAGAUAAUCGAAGCGCCCGCCUCUUUGUGGCUUCAAUGCAAAGCAAACGAGACGGCAGAUGAUGAGAUGCUCGUGUACCUUGUGGCUCCUUCGGAUCAUUGCGGGCUCCUGAACGUGAGCACUUCGAUCACAUAUCUAAUAGUUAUUGUGUGAAUUGUAGAUAGCCUUCUGGACGAACGGAGUGCUCUUCAAAGUGGUCCCUUGUCUCUUGCUCACCUUCUCCAUCGUCGCGCUCGUCAGCAUCAUCCGCGACGUGGGAAAGCGACGGAAGCAACUGGCGCAGGUGAUGAACAAGAAGCGAAUGCCGCGAGAUCACACCACGCCGAUGCUCGUCGCCGUUCUUUCUAUCUUCUUAUUCGCCGAACUGCCGCAGGGCGUGCUCCACGUCUUCAACGCCAUUUUCACGAAGGAGACGUUCUACGAGAAGGUCUACAUCCAUCUCGGCGACGUCAUGGAUGUGCUCUCUUUGCUCAAUUCGGCAGUCAAUUUCAUCAUUUAUUGUGCGAUGAGUCGGAAGUUCCGCGCAGUGUUCAUCCAGAUAUUCCUCACUUGUUUGCCUCAAAAGAUUAUACGGUUAGAGAGAAAGAGGAGGAACUAGCGAAAAGAUUGUUUGUUUUUCAGAAAAUAUGCGAUGGAGGCGUUCCUGGAAGGAGAAGUGUCGAGAAUGCGACCAACGGACAUGACGAAGAGCGAGCAGCUGGCACUCACUUCGCACCGCGUUUCCGCUUCUUCCGUCCUUCUGCCCGUCUCCAGGCAGGAUCCUCCGAGGAUGUACUCUGGAAAUCUUCUGACUGCAGGUCAGUUAACUAGUUUAAUGGAUAUCAUAGCCAGAAGACGUCAUAUUGUUUUGAAAACGUUUCAGUGUAAUCUACAUACCUAGAACUUCAUUUUUCCAGUUGACAGUUGUUUGUACAUGCAUCUCAGAACUACUGUAACUCGCCGAAGUGACGAGUUACAGUGGUUACAGUAGUCAACUAAAAAAAUGAAGUUUCUUGAGAAAUGUGACAUUUCUGAACUCUUCUAUGAUCAUUUAAAGUUGUAUGACCACUUCUGUAGCUCGCCGAAUACCAUCACUUUUCAGAGGAUCCGACGUAAACUAAGAAAGGUGAUUUUCUAGGUGAUUGCUCUUGCCUGUCCUCUUUCUCACGAUUUCAUCUCGAUUCUAACUUGAUCUGAAACCUACUGACUGCAUUUUCUAACUUUCUCGUGCUCCCUCUCUCACUCUCCAAGCCCGCUCUUCUCAUCCAUUUCCAACUCAUUUCAAUUUCAGACAUCAACGGAGGCUACUCUGCAUCUCCACGGGUCUCCUUUGACAUUGUUCGAAAAGAAUCGCAGAUCAGCAGUGUCGUCGAUUUCCAGCUCGUCGUUCCGUCUCUCCAGGUGACAUUUUAAUCUCCCUUCAAAUCCCCCAGUAUCAUCCAUAUUGCAGCAGGAGUCUCCGAGUCUGCUCCAGAAGAUUCUCCGCUUCUUCCGUCCCACCGAUGAGCUCUCCGACAGUCCGCAACGGCGGAUAAAGUUGAUGCAAUGCGAAACGAGUACCGCCCUCUACUAA
Caenorhabditis sp. 36 PRJEB53466 is the source of this 10967-nucleotide messenger RNA. The record is from the annotation of a GenBank genome assembly. NCBI's taxonomy places the organism in Eukaryota, Metazoa, Nematoda, Chromadorea, Rhabditida, Rhabditidae.